AAAGAAGAAGAUAUCGGCCCUUAUUAGCCCUAUAAAAUGGAGAGACGAUUGCCGCCUUCUCCAUGCAGAUGAUCAUUUGAGUUCGAGCCAGCUUACUACAAUGGGCUGCUGGAUUUCAUUCUUCUCACUCUCAACUUUCCUCCUGCUUGUUGAGGCCACAAACACAAACAAUGGCUCUCUCACUAUAAAAGCUUACUGGAAUGAGGUCUUCCCCACCACUCCCAUGCCCAAUGCCAUUCAAGGUCUCCUACCAUCCUCAACAAAGUUCUUAGGAUUUGGUGGCCCAGGAAUCAGACCUUGGAUUAGUAGGUGGGGCGCACUGGGGCACAACCAUGAUUCGUCCAACGUCAAUUGGUCACCGGAUCUUGCACCUCUUUAUUUCCUAAGAGAAGACCUCCAACCUGGUAGCAAAAUGAACGUCACCAUGAUGAUCAGACCUGAAUCAUAUGCUUCUAGCGAUGGCCGCAAUGUCAGCUCUGAGCCAACCUUCUUGCCACGCCAACAAGCUGAGGCUAUUCCCUUCGCAUCCUCCAAUCUCACUGCCAUCCUUAAGAUGUUCUCCAUUCAACCCCACUCUGAGCACGCAUCUCUUACCAGGCAAACGCUUGCCGAUUGCGAGAUGCCUGCACUUAAAGGAGAAGUUAAGUACUGCGCAACAUCUCUGGAAUCCUUGAUCGAUUUCGUUGUUGCUGAAUUCAGAACCAGUAAGAUUCACGCCGCCGUCACUUCUGUUGUUAACAGAGAGGAGGAGGUGAAAGCCAGGAGUUACAGGGUAGGUGUUGGUGGGGGGAGGCUGAUGUCCCAUAAAGUCGUGACAUGCCAUGAGACGAUGUUUCCUUGUGCAGUGUUCUACUGCCACAAUUUUGCAGGGACACGGCCAUACAUGGUGCCAUUGGUUGCUGAUGAUGGUAGCCGAGUAAACGCCAUUGCUUUGUGCCAUUUUGAUACAUCAAAUUGGAAUCCUGGACACGCGAGCUUCCAGUUGCUGGGUGUUAAACCGGGAACUGUUCCCAUUUGCCACUUCAUUCUGAAGGAUCUCGCCUGGGUCCCCAACUGACCUUCAUGCUACCUCCUUAGUGUGCACGGCGGUGUCCUAAUGGUAAACUAGAAUGAACCGAUAUUAAAAUAAAAUGGCAUUGAUCAGGUAGCUUGCCUUGUGUCUGGCCGUCAGACAUGUAGUCUGUCAAGUGAAGUGUAAGCGUUAAGUUAAAAAUACUUAAUGCAACUCCCACCCUAUUUAGUUGUUAUGUGAUAGCUUUCCAAUACACAAAGGGUCCCCCUUGUUUGCACAUCUGCCCAAAUGUAAGGUCUUAACAUUAAGUUAAAUUAUUGUCUGAACUUACAUAUGAGCAUGUAGCAUUUGAAACACAGAGUAUGAAAGUUUGGAAAUUGGUAGUUUA
This is a messenger RNA of Nymphaea colorata (pocket water lily), 1400 nucleotides long. RefSeq names its product BURP domain-containing protein 5-like. Lineage: Eukaryota; Viridiplantae; Streptophyta; Magnoliopsida; Nymphaeales; Nymphaeaceae. The transcript has 3 exons. Bases 101 to 1057 code for a protein of 318 amino acids. The record is from RefSeq and is a predicted model, not a curated record.